Messenger RNA from Sardina pilchardus (European sardine), 8386 nucleotides. RefSeq names its product pleckstrin and Sec7 domain containing 3, like (gene psd3l). The transcript is spliced from 17 exons. Gene Ontology annotation, biological process: regulation of ARF protein signal transduction. Lineage: Eukaryota; Metazoa; Chordata; Actinopteri; Clupeiformes; Clupeidae. The record is from RefSeq and is a predicted model, not a curated record. Gene Ontology annotation, molecular function: guanyl-nucleotide exchange factor activity. The coding region runs from base 244 to 4395 and encodes 1383 amino acids.
UCUUCACUUCGCACUUCGACCAGUAUGACUGUGGUCAGAAGUUGAAACGUUUGGUGAUCGCUCCAUCGCUCAUGAUCCCUGCCCAUCGAAAAGCUCAAGUUCAGUCGAGAGACACGCUGCUGGUAACAUCAUGAGGGGAACAUGGGUGGCGCCCUGGGAUCCUGCUCUCUCUGAGAUUACGACUGGGCUUUGGCCGUGCCCCCCUCCCGCGGUGCCUGGUGAGAUUGCCCUCCCAUAGAGGAAAUGGGAGAUCAUCAUCAGGUCAAAACUUCCUUCCUCUUCAUCCAACUGCAGUCGCCCGCCAAGGCCCGCCAGCAGCCGCGUCCUGCGAGCAGAGCCUGCCUGGCCACCUCAGAGGAAGGAUACCGCCGCAGCGUUUCAGCAGAAGGUCCAGGUCCAGGGCCAAGCCCGGAGCAGCAGAGCUCAGCAGAACGGUGUGGUGUUGUGGAUGCUCGGACCGCAGAGGCCUGUGGAAUCAGCCGAGAGAAACACCUUGAGGAAGGAAUCGGCAGGUCUUUGGCUGACUCCGCUCAGAGUGCCAGUGGCUAUACAUGCCUUCAUAUAGAUGAGGAGUGUGUGAGUUUGACGGAGGAGAAACCGACGCACCCGUCAGACGACACAAGGUGUCCCUCCGAGGUCCCUGUGUGGAUCUUGCGUGAAGAGAGCCCAGAUACCAUGAGUGGGGAGAGCCCACCUACACCCAGGGGGAGCACAUCCCCCAAAGUGCCCCCCAAACCGUCAACAGCUGCCCGCACCAGCUUCCUCUACCCGACGGGGACACACGAGUCUCAGAAUAUAACCCCAGAAGGAAAGCAGGCGGAAGAGACUAAGCCUAAGACCGUUUACCAGACCCCUGUCCAACCCACCAUGGGCACCAGUGUGUAUCGCUCCUCCAGUAACAGCUGGGUGCACAGCGCUAAGCACCACGAGGAGGCUGGCCACCAAACCAAGGCUCAGGCAGCCGGAGUACCCAGGAGCCCAGAGAGAGCUACAUUUUUGUCUGCCGUUAUACAGAGGUCUUCAAAGCUGUCUGGUGAUGCGUACAGGAAGUCUGUGAGCAAUCAGGACACCUCCAAACCAGCACCUGCUGCUACAGGGCCCUCUGUGAAGACCUCACCUCCCCCACCUCCAGUGCGUUCUACUGUUGCAGUUGGGGCUCAUACCAAACCUGCUCCAGUUACUCCAGUGAAGCAGUCCUCUGCAAAGAGCACCUCAAUGGACAAACGAGGCCCCAAGCCUCCCGUUCCCCCCAAGGCUGAAACAUUCGUUUGGGUCAACAACUCCUCACAUGCUCAAAGUGUCGCCAAGGCCAAAUACGAGUUUCUCUUUGGGAAGUCAGAGGAGUCGAGCUCUGUCACCACCGUGUCAACGACGGGAGCUGAGAUUCCACUAGAAAAGCAGGAAAGCAGCCCAAGUUUAGACCCCGAGCCGAGUCUGCAGGAUGACGGCGAGCUGGACGAGACGUCCCUCUUCCAGGAGAUCGAUCGCGAGCUGGCCAGCCUGCUGAGCGGCCUCAAGGCCAGGUGUCGGGAUGCGGGCGUGGACCCCCAGGACGACCUGGACGACAUCUCACCACAGGCCAACGCCGACAGCGGCCCCCGUCCCUUCCCCACUGCCAUGAUCCCCAACGGCCAACCGGCCACCACCGCGGGUCCCCAGAACGGCUGCUCCGAGCCGGGCCCGGCGGUAGCGGAGGAGGACGCCGGUGGCGAGCCAGGCUCGCUCCUGCAGCCGUCCGACAGCUUCAUACUGGACACGUGGGCGGAGGCGCUCGGGCAGGACUCGCUCUCGCUCAGCUCCGUCACGGAGGAGCUGCAUGCGCUGAGCGCAGGGCUGCUGGCUCUGGACGGCACCAGUGCCGCCGCCGCCAGCCAAGACAAACUCCUGCCGGCUCGCACAUCUGGAGACGAGACUUCGGUGGAAGUGGAAGGGAGACGGUCCUCGAGUGCGGAAACCCAAGCUCAGAUCGCGUCCCAGAUGAAAGCCGAUGUGGUGGCCCUGGACGCGUCGCUGGAGGAGUCCAGCAAGAUCCUGGCCGAGAUCCCGGGGAUCUUCACCGCCUUCCUGGACGGCGGCCAGUCGCAGUCGCGGGAGAAGCCCCCGAAGAAGCUGCGCUUUGUGGAGAGCCGGGAGGACGGCUCGCAGGGCUCGGGCAGCGGAGCCGUGAACGGGACCACCACGGGCGACGAGGGAUCGCACAGAGAGGAGGAGGAGGAGCGACAGAGGCGGCCGGGGCGGAACUCCUCGGGGACCUCGGGGGCCACGGAGAAGCCCCGUAUGGAGACGCUGGAGGACGAGGUGUUCAGGGCGCUCCCUGAGGUGUGUGUGCUCAGCCCGGAGAGCGAGUCCGCAUCGGAACACAGCUCAAGGAGCGGCGAAGGGGCCAAGUCUUCGGAGGCGGGGGCCAAGAAGUCGCAGGGCAGCGAAGAAGCCACCGACGUGUUCAGCUCGCAGUUCGAGAGCAUCGUGGAGUCGGACCGCCUGCGCAGCACGCUCUACAGCAGCCUGGACUCGCUGGACGCCCUGUCGUCGGCCGACGACGACCCCGACCCCGAGCCCAGCUUCACCUUUGACCUGCCGCUGACCCCCAUGAUCCAGCAGCGGCUCAAGGAGAGCGGCCACUUCCUGGACGGAGUCGCGCCGGACUUUGGCCGCCAGGAGGUUCUGAGCGUCACGGCGACCGGCAAGAGCGGGAAGGGCGCCCUGGAGGUGACCACGUCCUUUGUGGACGUGACGGACAGUGCGGACCGGACGUCCGUCUCCACGGAGACGGAGACCGCAUCGAGCAGACAUUCCAGUGACAAUUCUUCCGGAUCUGUGGCAAAUGGAGUGGUGGAGAACACGGGACAGGACUCAAAAGACUGGCUGCAGGGCUGCCUGAGGAGCGAUGCGGACCUGAAGGAGGCGCUGUCGGGCUGGGACUCGGACAUGGGCAGCACGGAGAGGCUGAAGGACAGCAACGACGCGCUCCACAACAGCAGCGGCGGCAGCGGCGGCAACCGCGGCGACCAAGAGGCCGCCAGGCGCCUGGCACGCCGGCUCUACCACUUGGAGGGCUUCCGCCGCUCGGACGUAGCCAAGCACCUGGGCAAGAAUAAUGAGUUCAGCAAGAUGGUGGCCGAAGAGUACCUCACUUUUUUUGAAUUUACAGGGAUGACAUUGGACCAAUCUCUCAGAACUUUUCUGAAAGCUUUUGCACUAAUGGGUGAAACCCAGGAAAGAGAGCGGGUUUUGAUCCACUUCUCCAAUAGGUACUAUCAAUGUAACCCCUCCAUCAUUGCCUCACAAGAUGGAGUGCAUUGCCUUACCUGUGCUUUGAUGCUGCUCAACACAGACCUUCAUGGCCAUAAUAUCGGGAAGAAGAUGACGUGUCAGGAAUUCAUCAAUAACUUGGAUGGGCUAAACGAAGGGCAAGAUUUCCCUCGAGAGCUCUUGAAGGCAUUGUACAACUCGAUCAAAAAUGAGAAACUGCAGUGGGCAAUUGAUGGUGACGAGUUGAAGAAGUCCUUGUCAGAGCUUGCUGACAACAAGACAGAAAAUGCCCACUCCAAGGGCAUCAGCAGAAUUGGCAGUGGCAGCAACCCAUUCCUUGACAUCGCACAUGACCCCAAUGCCGCUGUCUACAAAACAGGUUUCCUGGCCCGCAAAAUCCAUGCUGACAUGGAUGGGAAGAAAACACCUAGGGGGAAGCGUGGUUGGAAAACCUUUUAUGCCGUUCUCAAAGGAAUGAUCCUUUAUCUGCAAAAGGAUGAGUAUAAGCCUGAGAAGGCUUUGUCUGAGGAUGACCUGAAGAAUGCCAUCAGCGUGCACCACGCCCUGGCCAUCAAGGCUGAGGACUACGAGAAGAAGCCCAAUGUGCUGAAGCUCAAGACCGCCGACUGGAGGGUCUUCCUCUUUCAGGCGCAGAGCCCAGAGGAGAUGGAGUCCUGGAUCAAAACCGUCAACUCCGUGGCGGCCAUGUUCUCCGCCCCCUCGUUCCCAGCCGCUAUUGGCUCUCAGAAAAAGUUCAGUCGCCCGUUGCUGCCAGCAACCACCACAAGGAUGUCACAGGAGGAGCAGUUGAAAUCCCAUGAGGCCAAGCUGAAGCACAUCUCCACAGAGUUGGCUGAGCACAGAUCCUACCCACCAGACAAGAAGGUCAAAGCCAAGGAAAUAGACGAGUACCGAUUGAAAGAGCACUACCUGGAGUUUGAGGAGAAACGUUACGACAUGUAUGGGCAGCUCCUGAAGGACGGCGUGAAGGAGCUCCUGGCCGGUAAGGAGGCUGAAGCGGCCCUGAAGAAGUCCCAGUCCAGCCCCUCGCUCAACCAGGAGCCCCAGCCGGCCGGCGCCAAAGUCAAACGGAACACCUCCGAGAGGAAGGACUACCGGCCCGAGACCCCCAAAGUCACAUAGGAAGCUCCACCACGCUGUCCGUUCGAGAGCCAUUGGUAGCACUUUUCUGUGAAGGGCUACAUGUAAGGCCUAAUUUAACACCUUUUUACGAGCCAAUGCACGACCACCCUAAGACCAGUGGAAGGCCCUUGACAGGCGGUUGAUAGAGUCACUAGCUUUGAUAGUGUGACACGGCGUUGUGGGGAAGGCCUUUGAGUUUGUCGUUGCUCUACACACAUACACACACACUUGCACGUAUUCGCAAUUGCUCAGGUGCCUCUUAGGGCCCUGGUGUGUUGAUUCCAAAGGUGUUGUUUAGCUUUUAACGUGAACCCCCUUAAGGAAAGUGUUACCGAGCCAUUCUACACAACGUGUGAAUAUAUUUUGUGUAAUUUAUUUAUGAUCCCACAGUUGUGUACAAUGUAAAUGACUGAUAAUCGUCCUUAGAUUGACUGGUGCUUGUGUAGCGAUUUAUAUGGGGCAUAACCUACAUACAGUAAAUGUAGUCUCUUUUUUUAUUAUUAUUUGAGUGUUGUACAUGUUGCUGUUGUCAUUAUUGUAAUGUAAGUGUAAGAUUUAGUUGUGAGGCAUUCAACUGUCACUUUAUUUGUUCUCGCUGUGUUCCGUCCUUACCAACGCUCUCCCGAAAUCUGCCUUUAUUCAAGAGAAGAUAUUUUCUUGUAUUUUGAGUGGACUUGGUCCACCCUUAUAUCUUUGUAGGUAUUAGAUAUAGUCUUACUCCUAAGGUAAAUGGUUAUUUUAAAAUGUAGAUUAAGUGAAUGUUAUAAACAUUUAAACACACACAUACAGUAAUUAGAUCAUUGGUACAAUAUGGCUUGACCCAGAUUUUCUCCCAGCUGCUGGUUAGAGUUAUUCUUCAUUCCACCAGUCAAAACCUUGGAGAGAAAACGGCUGAUUAUUUUCAAUAAGCUCGUUGACACAAAAUGUCUCAAGCACAUUAGAUGGACCGGAAAGGCACAUGGACGAAGUUCCCAUUGCUAUUUCCUCUUAUUGGCAUUAUAGGGACCAUAUAGGCCUACGUCAAGACUUUUUUUUAAUUCUGUUAGUUAUAUAAGUGCCCCCACCACCAUCAGAUGUUCUAAUUCUAUUCUGCAACAGUUUCAAUUCAAUUUCAUAAAAAUGUAAACAGUUGAUGAUCACAUCACAUCUGUAAAUCACAUUUUAAUGAUCAGUUCUGGCAACUUUUCCCAACAGAACGGCAACAAAAUGUUUCUCACUCCUUGUUGCCGUUUCUAAAUGGUUUUGUCCUCUCUCUCUCUCUCUCUAUCUCUCUCCCUUUCUUUCUCUCUUUCUCGCUCCCUCUCUCAAAAGACGUUUAUUUUUACAUUACCAUAAUGCAGCAGGUUGUAAAUAAUCAGAAGUGAUUUUUUAAUGUUCCUAUGAACGGAACAGUAGAGAAAUGAAAGCCUUCAGAAUAGACCAAUUAGAUAGAAGAAGACAUAGAUACACGAUUAGUUCCAUUUUACAGGUAUGUUACAGUGGUUUCAAGGCUAUUCAAAGUCUCUUAUUUUAAGGAACGAUUAGGGGUACUUACAGAUAAUGGUUUUAAACGUUGUUCUGUCCUCAGAACGUGGCUGUGCACACUGCAAUGGCACUGUUGUGUUGCUAUCAACACCAGAGUUUCUGCAGGCAGGCCGUUUAUUUUUUUAUCUGUUGAGCUAAAGAAAUAUACUUCUGCUUUUUUGAGUAGUGUAAAUGCCAAUGCUACUUUUUGUGUAUUUUAUAAUCUUCUUAUAUUUGGAAUUUUUAAUUCUUGAGUUGAGAAUUGUAUUGUUGUAAAGAUAAGAAAUUAGUAUUUAUAGUGCACUUUAUGAAUUAGUUCUUUUGACUAUUUUAGAGCUUUAUAAGGGGUAGAGUGACGCAUUUUUUUUUUGUUUGUUUUUUUUUUGUUUUUUUAAACAACUCCACAGGUUUCUUUUUUCUUUUCUCAGGCUGCUCCCAAGCUUGUUUUGUUGAAGGUACAGAGCUGAGCGUACGAUUCUGUCAGCUCAACAUGUUAGUUUGUCAGUGGUUGUGUAGUUUUGCUGUCAUAGUUAGAUUGUGUAAUGACUACGUUUCCAGUAAGGAAACUAUUUACAGUGCUGUACAACAAUGAAAUAUUUGCAAAUUUUUUGCCUUUCUUUGUGAUGUCAAUAUAGAAUUGAAGUGUCAUUGAAAAUGUCCUCAGUCAGAGCUGACAUGGAAACACUGAUAUUUUAUUCUUUCCCAUCACAAACUGUAUUUCAGUCAUAUUUUCCUCACCAAAUAUGGUCUGUAUUUGAAGGUUUAAGUGUGUCAGGUGUGAGAUGUACAAUAUAUAACAAAGAAGGAACUGUAGGUUUCUGACAUACGCUUGAAAAUUGAGUAAUUUGGCUUGUUGGCAGAACGUGUGCUUGUUUACUUCAACAAAGCGUGUGUUGUAGAAAUUACACAAUAGUUAUUUGUUCUUCUCACGGUGUUAAACCAAUACAGCCAGGCAAAUGAACUGAGAACUUCUGAACGGAACAUCUAUAUCCAGGUGGCUUCAGUGUCACUAUCAGGAAUUUGUUUUCGACUCCGAUAUGCAUAUCCUAUGCUUGCACAGUGUUGCUGACACCACACUUUACUCUGUUGCCCCUUCCCUUGCCAUAGUAUACAAGGUUAGUGUAUGGCUUCAGCUUUGAAGCACUUAGAGUAACUUGCUUUUGUUCUUAUUUUUUUGUUGGUUUGUUUGUUUUGUUUGCUUGUGUGUUGCUUUGCCUAUGAGUACUAAAAGAAACUGACCCAACAAAACUAUACCCCAGCUGAAGAAGUCUGCCCAGUUUGCAUUUUUUUUUUUUUUUUUUCUCGUUUUGUUGUGUAUGUACUUUUAAACAUUUUGGUUUGUAUUUGUUGAUCAUUCAGAAACAUCUGACCAAAUUGUGCUUAUUGAUGCUUGGAUAUAUUGUACUUUUUGUAGUCUACCCCAUAGGACCCCCGCCAUCCUUCUAAAGAGUGAAGUUCAGUCUCCCGAUUUGUCCAGCAUGAACAGUUGUAGAUCAGCUGUUUCUCAUGCCUUUGUGAUACAUUUGCACAUUUUAGGAUUUUUGAUUUCACAUUUUGUUCUGUAAUGACACAAAAAACAGAAACGUGUGUACUCCCGUAUGUAGUGCAUGGACAUCUGAGUUCAAUUUAAUGGCAGAGACCCCCCCCCCCCCCCCCCCAAAAAAAAACACCAGAAUAGCUUUAUUAUUUAUGUUCUCAUUUGUAUUGCCUUAUUUAUCUUUUUGGACUGGAAUGAUUUAAUUUUUUUUAGUGGUAAAUUUCUUUGCAGGUGUACUAAUUUUGCACAUCCAUGUAAAGCAUCUUUUAUUGUCAAGUGAAAUAACCAUACCACACUUGGUUUUUUUUUAGUUUUGGUCAAACUGUUUUCAGUUUAAACCUUAUCGAUCCCCCUCAUUUCCCCCUCUGCAGACGCCACUGUUGGUAAUGAUCCCAAGCCGCUCGCUUACAUAUAUCACUCAACAAUAUCAAAUGUAGAGCCUAUGAAGUACAGUAGCUAUAUGCUGGACAUCUCAGAUUAGCAUCCACCAUGUUUGUUUGUUUGUUUGUUUGCUUUGAAGAAGGAAAGGGAGGGGGCUGAUGGGUUUUUUUUGGGGGGUGGGGGACGACAGCUGAAGUUGUACAGUAGGAACCAACAUCACUGGUAGACACUCACACAGUCCCCCCUACACCGCUGGUGGUCGCUCAGUAGACAUUGCACCUUAGCCUUCAGCAGGGGCUGUUAGUUCCUGCCACACAAACAGCAUCAAAAAGACUAUAUCUCUACAAAAGCUGUGAUCUUGUACAAUCCUUUAAUUCUGUAAAUGUUGUGACAUAUUAACUGUUGCCCUGUGUUGGAUAAGAAAAAAAACAAUUGGUUGAUUUGUGGGUUGUUGAAGUGAUGUCACUGGCAGUAAGCGUGUCUUACGCCCCUCAGCCAGAUUCAGGCGCUUGAUGCCGGCGUUACCAACUGUAGACGGUUUCAGUGAAUAAAACACAGUAUUUAAUUGAG